AUGGACCCCAACCGCCUUCAUCUCAAUUUCGGGAGCAACAACGAGCGUCUUGCCUCUAGCGAUCGCGUCUAUCCCACCACGCCCUCGACAUUCCCGCAGCCUGUCUUCCCAAACCCCUCCCAACAGCACCCGGGCAGCCAACAGCCCCAGCCUGCUCAGCAGUACGCCGGCGGAUAUGCUCCUGCGAAUAGCUACUUCGCCCAGACCCAGUACCAGCCGCCCUACCCUCCGCAGCCUCCCGUCGACUACUCCGCUCAGGCUGGCGCCGCCUACCAGCCUCGAACCAACACCCCAAGUACCAAUGAUCCCAACGUCGGUCUCGCCCACCAGUUCUCUCACCAGAACCUGGGGGGUGUAACCCGAGCCAACCCCUACAGCGCAGCGCGAGGCCCUUCUCCUGCGCAACGACCCCGGACUGCUGGCUCCAGUGGUCAGCAGCCCAGUUACAGCUACAUGAAUCAGCCCAUGCCCUCGUCCUCGUCCGCCGCUCGCCAGCCCGAAUUCCAGGUCGCCCCCGAGAGGAACCCGGAGAAGUACGGUGUGAAUGCAAACAACAACCAGAAGAAGUGCUCACAGUUGGCGGCCGAUUUCUUCAAGGACAGUGUCAAGCGCGCACGUGAGCGCAACCUCAGGCAAAGUGAGGUGGAACAGAAGCUUUCGGACCCCAGCCAGAGCGCCUCGAGACGCGAACAGAUCUGGCAGAAUGGCGGCAAGAAAGAAGCUAGAUACCUGCGAUUCCUGCGAACUAAGGACAAGCCCGAGAACUACACUACCGUCAAGAUCAUUGGUAAAGGUGCCUUCGGAGAGGUCAAACUGGUGCAGAAAAAGGCCGACGGCGUGGUCUAUGCGAUGAAGUCUUUGAUAAAGACGGAGAUGUUCAAGAAGGACCAACUGGCCCACGUUCGAGCCGAGCGAGAUAUUCUGGCCGAAUCCGACAGCCCGUGGGUCGUCAAGCUCUUCACCACAUUCCAAGAUGCCAACUUCCUGUACAUGCUCAUGGAGUUCUUGCCCGGUGGCGACUUGAUGACCAUGCUGAUCAAGUAUGAAAUCUUUUCGGAGGACAUCACGCGAUUCUACAUUGCAGAGAUUGUCCUGGCCAUCGAAGCAGUGCACAAGCUUGGUUUCAUCCACAGAGAUAUCAAGCCCGACAACAUUCUUCUUGACAGAGGAGGACACGUCAAGCUUACCGACUUCGGCUUGUCUACAGGCUUCCACAAGCUGCACGACAACAACUACUACCAGCAGCUUCUCCAGGGAAAGUCGAACCGACCGAGGGAUCGAAGUUCUGUGGCCAUUGACCAGAUCAAUCUCACUGUCAGCAACCGUGCCCAGAUCAACGACUGGAGGAGAUCCCGAAGAUUGAUGGCGUACUCGACUGUGGGCACCCCUGACUACAUUGCCCCCGAGAUCUUCACGGGUCAUGGGUAUACAUUCGAUUGCGAUUGGUGGUCACUAGGUACAAUUAUGUUUGAGUGUCUAGUCGGUUGGCCUCCGUUCUGCGCCGAGGAUAGCCACGACACGUACCGAAAGAUUGUGAACUGGAGACAAUCUCUGUACUUUCCUGAUGAUAUUACAUUGGGUAGUGAAGCAGAGCACCUGAUUCGCAGUCUCAUCUGCAAUACCGAGGUCCGACUUGGAAGAAGUGGCGCUCAAGACAUCAAGCACCACUCGUUCUUCCGAGGUGUCGAGUUUGACAGCCUUCGCCGUAUCCGCGCUCCCUUCGAGCCGCGUCUGACUUCGGCCAUCGAUACCACAUACUUCCCCACGGACGAGAUCGACCAGACAGACAAUGCCACUGUUCUGAAGGCUCAAGCCCUUGCGUCCGGCAAACCCAUCGAGGACACGCCCGAGAUGAGCUUGCCUUUUAUUGGCUACACAUUCAAGCGUUUCGAUAACAACUUCCGCUGA
Molecule: messenger RNA, 1908 nt
Organism: Anthostomella pinea
Lineage: Eukaryota; Fungi; Ascomycota; Sordariomycetes; Xylariales; Xylariaceae
Source: the annotation of a GenBank genome assembly